Messenger RNA from Alosa alosa (allis shad), 3624 nucleotides. It is a transcript of the gene stat4, whose product is annotated as signal transducer and activator of transcription 4. NCBI's taxonomy places the organism in Eukaryota, Metazoa, Chordata, Actinopteri, Clupeiformes, Clupeidae. Gene Ontology annotation, biological process: response to peptide hormone; regulation of transcription by RNA polymerase II; cell surface receptor signaling pathway via JAK-STAT. Gene Ontology annotation, molecular function: DNA-binding transcription factor activity, RNA polymerase II-specific; RNA polymerase II cis-regulatory region sequence-specific DNA binding. The record is from RefSeq and is a predicted model, not a curated record.
GUUUGUCAUUCAGGGCCGAAGGCGCAUCUGACUCAGAGGAAGGGGAAGAACUCAAAACGCACACGGAGUUACAGUGGUGAAGUUGCAGGUAGUGUCACUUUAUGCCUUUGCUUCCUGUAACCUAUACUACACGUGAUAAAGACUACCUGAAUCUAUUUAAUCGAUUUAAUCUAUCAAGUUAUUCAAAAUACGAGUAGUAGUAGACCCAUAUGGUUUCAAUAGUAGCCUAAAUGUUAUGAUUGUAAUGGAAGUGUUAGCCUACUAUUGUCACCUUUUAGUAAUGUCAUUUUAAUCCGUUUAACAGGGUUAGGUUUACUUGAAAAGAGCAUAACUAGGCUAUGUAGUCCCGAUUGUAAACAUGUUUGAUAAGGAUAUAUACUGUAAUCGCUGAUAUGGAUCUAAUAAUAGCCUAUGGCCAACAAUUGCCAACACACAGCAGAAACUAUGCGCAUUGUGUAUUUCAACGUCUUCCAAUAGAAUACGUCUGCGUUCUUUGUAGCCGUUUUAAUUUUUGAAUGUCUUCUUUCCCAAGAGCCUAGAGUAGACUACAGUGCAGUCACUUAUCUUAGAUAUUAACAUCAAAUGUGUUUAUUACAUGUAGCCUAUUGUUAAAAAGAUACAUGUAAGAAUAUUAUCAAGCACACCUUACAAAGUCCUAUGCUAGUCUGAAAUGCACCAUUGUUUUCUCUUGUAAUUAUGUGAUUAUGUCUAGAUGUAUAUUAUGUUUGCCUGGCCUUUCAGAAUGAGUCAGUGGAAGCAAAUUCAACAGUUAGAUAUCAAGUUUCUGGAGCAGGUUGAUUAUUUCUAUGAUGAUACCUUCCCAAUGGAGGCUCGGCAGGUGUUGGCCAACUGGAUUGAGGGGCAAGACUGGGAAACGGCCGCCAACCACGAGUCGAUGUCCACUGUGCUGUUUAACAACCUCCUCAUCCAGCUUGACCGCCAGUGUUCCCAAGAGCCCAACUUCCUCCUCCGGCACAACCUCAAGAGGAUCACACAGCAGCUUCAGAUGAAAUAUAAGACCAACACAGUCCAAGUGGCUGUGAUCAUCUCCAGUUGUCUGAGAGAGGAGAGGAGGAUCAUCUCUUUAGCCAACAUACAGGAACAGGGGCCUUUGGAAAAGUCCAUGCAGAAUUCUGAAGCCUUCGAAAGGCAGAAAAACCUGGACAACCGCGUGGCUGUGAUUCGGAGUAGCGUUCAGAUGAUGGACCAGGCAGUGAAAUACCUGGAGGACAUGCAAGAUGACUUUGAUUUCCGCUAUAAAACUCUCCAGUCGCGAGAUCCAGUGGAGAGGAACUCACAGUGCAUGAAACAGGAAGUGGCCCUGCUCCAGGAGAUCCUCAACCGCCUGGACUUCAAACGGAAGGAAAUACUGUCCAAGAUGGCUGAUGUCAUCAAGGAAAUCAACGACAUGAUGAGCACACAGCUGAACUUGGAGCUCAUGGAUUGGAAACGACGGCAGCAGAUCACCUGUAUCGGAGGUCCGGUUCUCACUGGGAUGGACCAGCUACAGAACUGGUUCACCUUGACAGCACAGAGCUUGUUUCAGAUCAAACGGCAACUGGACAAACUGGGCGAACUCAUCCACAAAGUCACCUAUGAGAGUGACCCCAUCCCCUUACAGAAACCACAGAUGGAAGAGCAGGUCAAAUUUCUCAUCUAUCACCUCAUCAAAAGUUCCUUCGUAGUGGAAAAGCAACCGUGUAUGCCCACGCACCCACAGAAACCACUUAUCAUCAAAACACAAGUGCAGUUCACCACCAAGGUCAGGUUACUGGUGAAACUGCCAGAGGUGGACUACCAGCUAAAAGUGAAGACAACAUUUGACAAGGAUCCGCCACCAGGCAAAGUGAAUAGGCAGUUUUUUAUCCUGACCCAAAACACAAAGGUGAUGGAUGUGGAGGAGUCCUCCAAUGGCUGCCUCUCAGUGGAGUUCAGACACCUGCAACUGAAAGAAAAGAAGUUUAGUGGCACAAAGGGAAAUGAGGGCCCCCUUACUGUGACUGAGGAGCUUCACUCUCUCAGCUUUGAAGCCCAGUUCUGUCUGCAGGGAAUGACCAUCGACCUGGCGACGUGCUCCCUGCCUCUGGUGGUGAUCUCCAACGUGAGCCAGCUCCCUGCUGGCUGGGCCUCGGUCAUGUGGUAUAACCUGCUGACUGAUGAGCCGGAGAACCUGAGUUUCUUUAGUAGCCCUCCCAGGGGCACAUGGAGCCAGCUCUCCGAGGUGCUCAGCUGGCAGUUCUCCUCCUUCGCCGGACGCGGCCUCAACAAGGAGCAGCUGAGCAUGCUGGGAGAAAAACUCCUGGGCCAGCAACCAGCACACAAUGACUGUCAGGUGUCCUGGUCCAAGUUUUGCAAGGAAAAUAUUCCUGGGAAGCCGUUUAGCUUCUGGAUUUGGUUGGAUUCUAUUCUAGACCUCAUUAAGAAGCACUUGCUUCCUGUAUGGAUUGAUGGCAACAUAAUGGGCUUUGUGAGCAAGGAGACGGAGCGCCUUCUGAGGGAGAAAGAUUCCGGAACUUUCUUGCUGCGCUUCAGCGAGAGCCACCUGGGCGGGAUCACCUUCACCUGGGUGGAACAGGCCGACAAUGGGGAGGCCAAGUUCAUCUCAGUGGAACCCUACACAAAGAACCGACUCUCUGCUCUUCCAUUUCCUGACAUCAUCCGGGACUACAAGGUUAUUGCGGAUGGCAUUGUGCCGGAGAACCCUCUUAAGUUCCUGUAUCCCGAUAUUCCCAAAGACGAGGCAUUUGGGAAGUAUUAUAACAGUCAGCAGAGCAAAGGCAAGAUUCACAUUUUUCCAUACUUUCCCAUGUCUCUGAUUCCAAUCUCCACUCUAACCUCAAUAACCCAUGCAACGACACCAACAUGUUCCUCCCCAGAGCCACCCAUGAGUCCUGGCAUGUUCGAUGCCCUCAGCCAGACCCUGAGCCCGUUUGAGAUGGCUGCUAUCAGUUCACCAUAGGCCUGACAAAGAAAAUUCUGAGAAAUGUUCUGUUGAGAUCUCUGCUACAUCUGCACAUUCUGAUGGAUGGACUGGAGGCUUGCAUGACAUGUUUCUCUUUUCUCGUUCCCUUGCAGAAGGCCUUGUUUGUCUUAAGUGUAACGUGAUAUGCCCAAUAUGUCAAAAUGUGAUCAUUUAGUUUAAAUGCCUUUAAAUGUAACUGUGGAAAGUGGAAUGUGGCAUGUGAGUUAAGAUUGAUUUGCCAUUCAAAAAGGAAGAAAAACAACAAAGAUAGCAGAACAAUGUCACAUUGAGCUUGACAAUCAUCGGGGUGCUUAAAAGAGCCUUACAAUCAAAAACAAUUUACUAUUCAUUUUUUUUUCUUGUUUCUUUUUAAAAAAUAUUAUUUCGACUGUGUUGAACCAUUCUUCAGACAAACAAAUCUGGCAUUGCUGGAAAAAGCCACGAUGAACCCAAUAUAUAUAUACAGUAUGUGUCCAUCCUUUUCUCCAGGAUUCUGUAACCAGUUACAUAAUACUCUUGGUGACAUUUUGUUUUAUCAUUUAAUAUUUACAAUGGCUGUGUUGAUGUUCUCAUUAUGUUGACCUGGGUGCUUUAUAGGUUGUCUGUUUAUACAAAAGUGUUUAUUUUUAAACUAUAAACUAUAAUAAAACUAUUAAAAACAA